Nelumbo nucifera (sacred lotus) is the source of this 2184-nucleotide messenger RNA. It is a transcript of the gene HUA1, whose product is annotated as floral homeotic protein (HUA1). The record is from RefSeq and is a predicted model, not a curated record. Lineage: Eukaryota; Viridiplantae; Streptophyta; Magnoliopsida; Proteales; Nelumbonaceae. Gene Ontology annotation, molecular function: mRNA binding; metal ion binding.
ACCGGCAAGUGGUUUUAGCCUUAGGGUUUCACUGAUACCUAACAGAAAAUACAAAACGUCUACAUAGGUGAUAGGCCACAUAGCUCCCUCCUUCGCCAUUCCAUUUUACGUCCCGCCUUUUUCUCCUGCUACCCUUCCAUAUCUAGGGUUUCUUUUAUGGCGAACCAGAUUUACGGUUACAACCCUAGCUACGGAGGAACUGGUCUUUCUACCGUUUAUCCUUCAAGAUUAACUCCAGGAUCUGUUACAGAUCCUUAUCUAUCCGAUUCUUCUUUGGUUGGUUCCUCGAGAUACCUCAGUUCAGAUCAUCUAUCUACCACUGAUUCUUCCAAGUACUCUGUUAUUGAUCGAGGUUCAUCAAUGUUCUUGAACCAGAACGACGCGUUGAGAUUCUCGGGCAGCGACAUUGGUGGAAUUGGCGGGGCGGGAGGCUUCUCUACGAGCAGGAUUUCCGGCGGAAUCGGUACAGCGGCGGCGGCGUCGACGCCUCCUUUGUUGUCCCAGGCGACGUGGCCUGGUGUUGAUGUCGGGGCUGCUGUUGACCCGGUUGUUUCUGGCGUGAAGCGAUCGACUGAAGCUCUCUACCAUCAGAAUGUUCUGGGAACCCAUAACACUAUUGGACAAAGUGAGGCUUUAUUUUCCAUGAACUCUUUUGUCAAGCGCCCUAGGUUCGAAAGUGCAAGCAAUUUGCCUAUUUAUCCACAGAGACCAGGAGAGAAGGAUUGUGCCCACUAUAUGCUCACAAGAACCUGUAAGUUUGGAGAUAGCUGCAAGUUCGAUCAUCCUCUUUGGGUUCCUGAAGGUGGAAUCCCGGAUUGGAAAGAGGUUCCACUUAUUGCUACCAGUGAAUCUCUUCCUGAGAGACCUGGGGAGCCAGAUUGUCCUUAUUUUCUGAAGACUCAAAAAUGCAAGUUUGGUUUUAGGUGCAAAUUUAACCAUCCUAAAGAUAAAAUAGACUCUUUGGUUGGUUCUGAAGCUGUUGAGUUACCUGAAAGGCCAUCAGAACCAACAUGUGCUUUCUACAUGAAGACUGGAAAAUGUAAGUUUGGUGCAAGCUGCAAGUUCCAUCAUCCAAAGGAUAUCCAAAUACCAGUGUCUGGACAAGAAAAUGGUAAUGGAGAAGAAACUGAAACUGUGACCAUAAAUGAUGAAACAAUGGCAGCAGAUGUGAAUCUCAAGCCUUUUGUUCCAUUCACUCCAGCACUUUUACAUAAUUCCAAAGGACUACCAAUUAGACCGGGUGAAGUGGAUUGUCCAUUUUACCUCAAGACUGGAAGUUGCAAGUAUGGUGCCACUUGCCGCUACAAUCACCCUGACAGAAAUGCUAUUAAUCCACCAGUAGCAGCAGCACUGAGCCAUGCACUAAUCAGCUCUGCAGCGGCUAAUCUGAAUAUUGGAGUCAUUAAUCCUGCUGCCUCUCUUCUCCCAACUAUAGACCCCAGGAUUGCUCAGACAGCACUUGGACUAGGCCCGACUAUCUAUCCUCAACGACCUGGACAGAUUGAAUGUGAUUACUACAUGAAAACUGGGGAAUGUAAGUUUGGAGAGAGAUGCAAAUUUCACCAUCCCAUUGAUCGAUCAGCACCAAUGACAAAACAGGCCCAACAACAAAAUGUGAAGCUUACUCUUGCCGGUUUACCUAGGAGGGAGGGUGCAAUAAUCUGCCCUUUCUACAUGAAGACUGGUACUUGCAAGUAUGGUGUCACAUGCAGGUUUGACCACCCGCCACCAGGUGAGGCCAUAGCCAUGGCAACAGUGCAAGGAGCCUCCACAACUGUUGGUGAAGAGGAACAAAAAGAUGCGCAAAUGGUCCAGGAACAACAGUAAGGGUUCUCUUGCCUUGUUGGGAAAGAGUUGAGCUUAUGGUUUAACGUUUCAUUUGAUGCUCACUAUGAUCUGGAAUGUGUUCUCUCCAACACUUUUUAAGUAUUUAUUAAUUGGCAGCAAUUCUCAGGAUGUACUAGAUUUACAUGAAAAAAAGGAGAAUGAUGGAGAUGGUUCUCUCGUGUAUUAACUAUUCAAUUUUCCAAGUAGUAAUAGUACAUGCGAACCAUCUGCUAAACAUUACGCUCGGAGUGAAACGGAUAAUGUUAGUAAGAGCAUUCACCAAUUCUUUUGUUUGGGUCUUGUAAUUGAAACUCAAUAUCUUGAUUUGACUUUUGGAUAUAGGAGCUAUAGUGUCUA